This is a messenger RNA of Cygnus atratus (black swan), 2795 nucleotides long. RefSeq names its product E2F transcription factor 2 (gene E2F2). The transcript has 5 exons. Bases 28 to 1482 code for a protein of 484 amino acids. Gene Ontology annotation, biological process: regulation of transcription by RNA polymerase II. The record is from RefSeq and is a predicted model, not a curated record. Gene Ontology annotation, cellular component: RNA polymerase II transcription regulator complex. Lineage: Eukaryota; Metazoa; Chordata; Aves; Anseriformes; Anatidae. Gene Ontology annotation, molecular function: DNA-binding transcription factor activity, RNA polymerase II-specific; RNA polymerase II cis-regulatory region sequence-specific DNA binding; protein dimerization activity.
CGCCCCCCCAAAAAAGCCGUGCCGGCCAUGGGCUCCUCGGAGCGGGGGGGCUCCGCUUUGUGCAGCCCCCCGCUGCCCGCAGCCUGCUGCAGCCGGGGCUCCUGGCAGGGGGGGGGCUGCGGGGCCGCUCCCCGGGGGGGGGGCUGCCUCUUCGCCACCCCCCAGAGCCCCCACCUCAGGACCCUCCGAUCGGCCUCGGCGGGACGGCUGCCGGCCAAGAGGAAACUGGACCUGGAGGGCCUCGACUUCCGCACGCCCAAGGGGAAGGGCAGGGCGCUGGUGCAGGUCCCCAGCCCCAGGACCCCCAAAUCCCCCGGGGAGAAGACGCGCUACGACACCUCGCUGGGGCUGCUCACCAAGAAGUUCAUCCACCUGCUGAGCGAGUCGGCCGACGGCGUGCUGGACCUCAACCGCGCCGCCGAGGUGCUGGGGGUGCAGAAGCGGCGCAUCUACGACAUCACCAACGUGCUGGAGGGCAUCCAGCUCAUCCGCAAGAAGUCCAAGAACAACAUCCAGUGGAUGGGGACGGGGAUCUUCGAGGAUGCGGCGGUGGCGGCCAAGCAGCAGGCGCUGCGCGGGGAGCUGGCCGAGCUGGCCAAGGCGGAGCGGGCGCUGGAGCAGCUCCUGCAGGACUGCGCCCUGCAGCUCCGGCAGCUGACGGACCACGAGGACAACCAGAGAUAUCCUUGCCUGGGGAGAUGCGUGGCCACGGGGGGCUGGGGGACCCCUCCGAGUCCCUUUUUCUCCCUUUCGCUUCCCUGCGGGGCUGUCCCGUGUGUCCAGGGGGGGUUCUCGGAGGUCGAUACCUGGUGGCAGCGCUGUGGGAUGGGGAACUGGGGCCGUCCCGCUCUUGGUCCUGCUUUUUCCUAUACCUCGUCCUUGCCCACGCUGGCGUACGUCACCUACCAGGACCUCCGCACCAUCAGCAACUUCCAGGAGCAGACGGUGAUCGCCGUGAAGGCUCCCCCCGAGACGAGGCUGGAGGUGCCGGACAUCAGCGAGGACAACCUGCAGCUCCACCUGAAGAGCACCAACGGCCCCAUCGAGGUGUACCUGUGCCCGGAGGAGAUCACAGACGACAGCCCCACCAAGCAGCACGGCGUCCCCUCUGCUGCCACUCCCCCCCCGCAGGACAGCAGCACCCACCCCUCCCUACAAAACAACCCCGAGCCCCCCAGCACAUCCCCGCAGCCCCUCCACGGGCACCGUGCCCCGUCCUUGUCCCCAUCCCUGCCCCUCUCCAGCCCGGGGGGGCCCGGCUCCCUGCUGGAGGUGGGGACGGGGCUGCUGGGCUCCCCCCAGCACCUCCUGCAGCAGACGGAGGACCAGCUGCCCUGUGCCCCCUCCUACCUGGACUCGGCCCCCUUUGUCACCUUCUCGCCCCCCCUGGAGCAGGACGACUACCUCUGGGGGCUGGAGGACGGCAAGGGCAUCAGCGACCUCUUCGAGGCGUAUGACCUGGGGGAACUGCUGAAGAACUGAGCCUCUGCUCCCCGAUGCCACCCCCCUUGCCUGCUGUCCCCCCCACCCCCGUGCCUGUCCCCCAGGUGGGUGGGAUGGAGAGCGCAGCGCCCUGGGUGGCUUUGCCUCGGUCGUUGGUUGUCACCUGGGGGGGUUUGGGGGUGCCAGAACUGGUGCUCCCCUCCAUCACCCCCACGGCCUCGAGGGCUGCUGGCAGACCUGGGGGGGCCUUUGGGUGCAUGGCACGGGGUCAGGGGCACCCCAGCCCCCCGGGCGGCGCAGAAACGCUGCCCAGAAGGGGCUUUGCUGUGUGUGGGGUCGCGUUUUGGGGCCGCUCCGGUUGCUCCCCAGUCCAACUGGUGCUUCGCGGUGGUGGCCGCUUGUUUGGAUGGUGCGGGGCAUGGCACAGCGCAGCUCUCCUGGGGUAUGAGCUGAUGGAUGGAACGCCACCGAGGUGGUGCUUCCCCCCGCCCAGUAGCUGAAAUAUCCUUAAAAAAAAUUAGCAUAGAUGAAAUCACCUUUUUGUUAAAGAGGGGAGGAUGCCGAACCUCUUAAAACAGCCGCGGGCAAACCGCUUGCAGGGCGCAGAGCAUCCCCUCCUGCCUGUGCUCCCUGAGAGCUGUUGGUGCUGGGGGGGGGGGGGGGGGGCUGAACUGGAGCUUAAUGGGCAGGAGGUGGUGGUGACUGGGGCAGGGGGGAGCCGGGAGCAGGGCGGGGGGGUUGGCGGUGCGGCUGUGCCAGCAGCAGAGCCGGGUGCGCUGCGUACCCCUUGGUCCUUCCCAGCUGCGCCUCACACAGAGAAACCCAAGCUUUUCCCUAAUAUUACUGCUUUCCCCUUCCUCGCUGGGGGGCGCGGAGGCUCGGCCCCCUCUCCCCAUGCUGGGAUCAACCUGGAGCCGGUUCCCUGCGCUGAUUUUUCCCCUGGGUGCCGGGCACUGGGGCUGGAUGCGGCCGCUCAGCUUUGGGCUCUGCACGGCCUCAUCCCGCAGCAAGGAUGUGUCGGGGGGGAAAAUCCUGCCCCGGCCCCAUCCCUCCCCUUGGGAAUUUCGGGCAGAGUUCCUCCCUCCAGGCUUUUCCUCCUGCCCUUGUAAAUUGUACCUUAAUUAUUGCACUGUAUUUAUACGGGACCCACCUUCGGCACGGCGCUGUCGAGGGUUUCUUUGGCGUUUUGGGUUUUUAAGCGAGUGUAUUUAAGUCGUCCUUCCUCGAGUUUGCUCUCCUGCAGUUUGGCUUGGACGUGGUGUGGGUGAGGAUGUGUUUUGUCGUGAAAAACUCGUGGCACUUGGUGUUUUUUGCUCGCGAGGGGAUGAAAUGAAAUAAAACUUCUGAGUCAG